Molecule: messenger RNA, 1920 nt
Organism: Lycium barbarum (goji berry)
Lineage: Eukaryota; Viridiplantae; Streptophyta; Magnoliopsida; Solanales; Solanaceae
Product: O-fucosyltransferase 37
Exons: 6
Coding region: 128-1774 (548 amino acids)
Cellular component (GO): cytoplasm
Source: RefSeq, a predicted model, not a curated record
UGUAACCAACUUAACUAACGGUAAAUAAUAUCUUCGCGGCGAUUAGUAGACUUCGCCCCUUCAUCAGUUCCCUGAUUAAGUAGAAAACCAAUCUUCCAGUGAAUACGCAGAGAAGCUUUGAUCAUCAAUGGCGAGAACAAGAAAUUCAAAGAGCUCAUUCAUCUCACUGAACCCAUCAUUUUUCACUCAUUUACUCUCACUACCCCCAUUCUAUUCCCUCCAUUACUCACCCAGAAAGAACUCAAGAACCACCCAAACGAAUCUCUCCUCCUCCCCAUUUCUAUCUCUCUGUUUCAUCUCUCUCCUCGUUUCCCUCACUUUCUUUGGGAUUUUGCUAUCCGCAUUCACAACCCUUUUCCAGAACUACGUCUCGUGCCCCGAUACUUCAUCUUCUUCUUCUUCUCUGUUCAUAGCCUCUGUUUUGGCUGUUCAAGAUGAACCAAUAACUCUGUCUACCGGAGCAAUGGCGCCGUUACCGGCACAUGGGAUAGUUGGGAACUUUUCCGAGGAGGAGAAAGAGUUCUGGAAACAACCAGAUAAUAAAGGUUACAUGCCUUGUUUGGAUUUCAGUCUCAAGUAUCGAAAAGCCUCUGCAAAGAUUUCUAAAGAGAAGAGGAAAUUUUUGGUUGUUGUGGUUUCGGGAGGAUUGAACCAGCAAAGAAACCAAAUUGUUGAUGCAGUUGUUAUAGCAAGAAUUCUUGAAGCUGCCCUUGUUGUUCCUGUUCUUCAAGUGAAUCACAUUUGGGGAGAUGAUAGUGAAUUUUCGGAUAUUUUCGAUGUUGAGCAUUUCAAGAAGACGUUGAAAGCUGAUGUUCGAAUUGUGGCGUCUUUGCCAUCGACGCAUUUUGUUUCUAAGCAGACUAUUAACCGCGAACUUCCUUUUCAUGUAUCACCACUCUGGCUUAGAGCCAGAUUUCUCAAACAACUAAACGAAGAAGGUUUGCUUAUAUUGAAAGGGUUAGAUUCUAAGCUCUCCAAGAAUCUUCCACCUGACUUGCAGAAACUCAAAUGCAAGGUUGCAUUCCAUGCACUAAGAUUUGCAGCUCCAAUUAGGGAGCUAGGCUAUCAGAUAGCUAGAAGAAUGUGGAUUGAGGGUCCCUAUGUUGCCAUCCAUCUCAGGUUAGAGAAGGAUGUUUGGAUCAGAACCGGAUGUCUUACCGGUUUAGGCAUGCAGUAUGACAGAAUUAUAAGAAGAGAAAGGGCAUCUCACCCUGAAUACCUCACUGGCAAGUUGAACAUGACUCAUGCACAACGGCGACUUGCUGGAAUGUGUCCAUUAAAUGCGUCAGAAAUGGCUAGAUUUCUGAAGGGUUUAGGAGCGCCAAGCCAUGCUCAUAUAUAUGUUGCUGGUGGGGAACCCUUUGGAGGCACACAAGCUAUGCAGCCUCUACAAAAGGAGUUCCCAAAUUUAGUGACAAAGCAUACAUUAGCGCUAAACGGAGAGCUCACUCCAUAUUUGGAAAAAUCUUCUACAUUGGCAGCUAUUGACUACAUUGUGUCACUGAGCAGUGAUGUUUUCAUCAAUUCCCAUGGAGGUAACAUGGGCCGAGCUCUCGAGGGACAUAGGGCAUAUGUAGGACACAGAAAGUACAUAAAGCCAAACAAGAGAAUGAUGCUGCCAUGCUUUGAAGAUUCAUCUAUACCUGAGAGAGAAUUCAAACGGAUAAUGAAGAAACUGCAUAGCAAAAGUCACGGGCAACCUGAGCCAAGGACUAACAAGAUUGAUAGAGAUGUAAUUGCAUACCCUGUCCCUGAGUGCAUGUGUAAGCAAUAACAAUAGACAUAUCUCUGUCUCAACAAGUUUGUUUUAGAAUUGAGGCUAAGAUUUUGUAUGCCAAUAUUCAUACCAUGAGUUUGCUUCAGGGUUGAAUCUUUCCAGUUUACAAAGCUGAAGAAAAAAAGGAUCAUUUCCAGUUUAAU